Messenger RNA from Pestalotiopsis fici W106-1, 1857 nucleotides. RefSeq lists its product as uncharacterized. The transcript is spliced from 5 exons. NCBI's taxonomy places the organism in Eukaryota, Fungi, Ascomycota, Sordariomycetes, Amphisphaeriales, Sporocadaceae. Gene Ontology annotation, biological process: DNA-templated transcription; regulation of DNA-templated transcription. Gene Ontology annotation, molecular function: carboxy-lyase activity; zinc ion binding; DNA binding. Bases 1 to 1857 code for a protein of 618 amino acids. The record is from RefSeq and is a predicted model, not a curated record.
AUGGCGCACCAGAAUGACGCCCUAAAUUCGACUCUCCGCGAUGAGGAGACGGUCAGCUCUCUGCUCAAGUCCAAGCGCAAGGCUCGGGCAGUGAAAUCCUGCUUUCCAUGCCGCCAUCGUCGCGUGCGCUGUGAUGGCGGAUCGCCAUGUUCCAGCUGUCUCGCCCGCGGCCAUGCAGAACUCUGCCAGCGCCAAGCCGGGAUCUCCGCAGCUGCUCCGGCCCAACCCUCGGCGCCGACAGAGAGUGCCGAUGCCGAUCGGGCUGGUCUGCUGCUGGGAGGAAUCGGCAAGGAGCAGCAGCAGCAGGAGGAGGACCCGGAUCUCGUAAUCAAGCGGCUUGAGCAGAUUGAGGAACAGAUAAGUUCCAUCAAAGCCGACCUCAAGCGCAAAGCGCAGAGUCAAGCCCAAGAGACGGCGGCCGCCCACAGGGACUCCGUACGAGGCCCAACAAAGGCAGCGGGUCAGCACUUUAUCGAGCGCGACACGGGCGCCACCAUCUUUCUUGGGAGCCAUGCGGACCCGCCAACGGCAUUGGGUCUGAUGCCAUUGUUCGGUCCAAGCUCAGCCUUUGAUGGGUUGGCGCCGCGAACCUAUGCCUUUGCCAACCUGUGGACGCCCGAGAUUGACAUUGAAGAGGUUUGCAAGACUUUACCCGAGGAUCGCGAUAUAAUACGCUAUUGGCAAAUAUACCAGGCCUGCGUAUACCCCUAUUAUCCGGCGCUUGUGAGUUUAGAUGAGUUCAGUGUAUCGCUGUUCGCCUUUCUGGACUGCAACACCGAGGCACGCGCCAAGACAGUCUCGACAUGGUUGGGGCUUCUCUUUGCACUUCUCGCCUGUGGUGCUCAGUUCUCCGACGACCCUGUUGAGGAGCGAGAGUUGAGGUCCAAAGUCUUUGUCUGUUCUUCGUUUCAAUGCCUGCGCAUAUCAAAUCUUUUCAGCAACACCGACAUGAACACGAUCCAAGCCUUAGCGCUGAUCGGCCAUUGCCUACGUAAUAAUCUGGAUACAAAUACUGCGUGGAUAGUCAUGGGACUCACAAUACGAUUGGCGCAAAGCAUAGGAUUGCAUGAAGAGGCCCGGAGUGCCGAGUCCCCAGGUCCAGCUGUCAAGAGGAAGCGUCUUUGGUGGAUGCUUUUAUGGCAAGAUGCCUUUUUGUCAUUUACCUAUGAUCGCCCGCCAAGUACGAGUGUAGAAACCAUUGCAAUUCCGUACGAGUCCACAGAAGGGUACUCGUUUGCUGAUGCAACCCUGACUGUGAUUCAGAUCAUCUUGGAUCGCUCGAGAGAAGAGUCAAGUCAACUGAACACGCAACCUCGGUUUGAACACUACACACAUCGGCUCGCAGGAAUCCAGGAAGACUCGGCCCCUUUUCUCAAAGACAAGGCCAAUUGCAAGAGUCUCCAAGAGCACCUCGAGAGGCUGGCGCUGCAGAUCCACGUCGGCUACGCUCGGUGCCGCAUCUACCGUUUGUACCUGGAGAACAAUAAUCUGGACCCAGCCACCCGGGAGUCGCGGACGCUCGAGUACAGCGCCCACGCCGCCACCGUGGUGCAGAGCUUUCUUGACAUGCACCGCCUGUCGGCCAAUGCCUGCCGGGCCUCGGCCUUUAUCCACAACGUGGUCAGCUCCGCCGUGGCGCUCAAGGACCUGAUGAGCAGGAGUCGGCCGUCGAGUCCGGCCCCGGCCUGGGACGCCAACUUUGAGCAGUGCACCCAGCGCCUGAUCAAGGUCCUCGAGAGGGAGCAGGAAAAGUCCGAGUGGACCGACUCGGAUACCAAUGUCCGCCGCUUUGGCCCUUACUCGAGAGCGCUGUUGGCACUCAAGGAGACAUUUGGAUUGCCGCAGCAGAGUGUAUAA